AUGGGAUUGACGAUCAAGUCGGUGCGACUGAACAGCGACGCGGUAAUUCCUUCUGUGUUUCCGUACCUGAGGGGGCCCUCGCACAGGACCCUGCUCAUCCGAGGCCCCGUGUUUCGACGAGACGGAUGCUCGGCGCUGGCCGACACGUUGAUGUCCGGCCGGACCGUUUACAGCGUGUCCUUAUUCCCAGAGGACUACAGGUCGGUCCUCUCGCAGAUCCACAGGCUGUCGUCGCAAAACUUCUUGACCAACUAUGCGCUCACUGAAAUAAGUCGUGACCCAGCCCUACAGUCGGUGUUCCACGCUGCCGACGGAGGGCGCAGCGGUCGUCUGGGAGCCCGUGCCGCGCUCGCAGCGGCCAAUCAGCUUCUCCAGGAGGACCUGCCCCCGGAGGACCUUCUACUGGGACGGGCAGCGGAGAAGUCGGCGGCUAAGAACGGCGAGCUGAGCGUGGACGACUUCGUGCUCAUGAUGGCGGACGCCCUGACGGAGACGACGCAUUGGGGCAGCCUGAAGACCGACGUGGCCGGAUACGUCGGCAUCGACACCCUUCAGGAGCAGAUACGGAAGAAGGUCCUCAGGCGAGGGUUCGAGUUCAACAUCGUCGUAGUCGGAAGAAGUGGCCUUGGAAAGUCAACGCUCAUCAACACCCUCUUCAAAGCGAACAUCAGCCGGAGAUCGUGCACGAAAAAAGGAUCCGAAGGAACAGAGCCGGCCCCCUACAUCAUUCCCAAGACAACCGAAGUCAAAUCAGUGAGCCACGUGAUUGAAGAGAAGGGCACACGGCUUCGGCUGACUGUCACAGACACGCCAGGCUUUGGUGACCAGAUUAACAACGAGAACUGCUGGCUGCCCAUUCUGGAGUACAUCAAUGAGCAGUACGAGAAGUACCUCAGCGAAGAGCAGAGUGUCACACGGAAGAAGCACAUCCCAGACACGCGCGUCCACUGCUGCCUCUAUUUCGUGCCCCCUACAGGACAUGCCCUGACGCCUCUGGACAUCGAGUUCAUGAAGAGGCUCGAUAAAUGCGUCAAUAUCGUUCCAGUCAUAGCCAAGGCGGACACACUGACCCUUGAAGAGCGGAGCAGCUUCAAGCAGAGAAUCCGAGAAGACCUGCAAAAGAACGGCAUCAGUGUGUACCCAGUGCAAGAAUUCGAAGACGACCCCGAGGAAACUGUUCUUAACAAUAAGAUCAGGGCCUCUAUUCCAUUUGCUGUUGUGGGCAGCGACAAGCAGCACACGGUGAACGGUCGCACAGUCUACGGCCGCCAGACACAGUGGGGACUCGUCGAAGUGGAGAACAGACACCACUGCGAGUUUCCUGACCUCAGGGAUAUGCUUAUUAGGACUCAUAUGCAAGAUCUCGUUGAAGUGACCAAGACGGUUCACUACGAGAACUUCCGCCACGAGAGGCUACAAGCGCGUCACGGCCACAUUAACGGACAUGGCAUCAACAUUGUGAACCUGAACGAAAGUAGCCUCUGAGACGCGUGCAAACGAUUGUCAAAUUUUUUGUCCUCCGCCUAUAUAUUUUACUUGCUGCUGACCUCCAAGCAUGCUCUGGGUUUGUUUGCUUGCAGACACGUGAACACCGCUUUCACAUCUUCAUCUUUCGAGGUCGACUCUGUCAUUCGAAAACGCGAAGCCUGUAUUCCGCGCUAAAUGCUCCACUAUGCGAUUCGGCGGCAUUUUAUAAGGUGCGACGCAAGAGCGCAAUCUGGCAUUUCAUGCGUGACAAAACUGUGACAAAGGACCAGAGUUCGGCGAGCGUUUGAGCACGUGAUGGAUACCCGUUCGGACGAGAUGAAGCAAUGACGAAAAGCGAAUGAACAUGGAUACAAGCAAAGAAAAAAAACCCCUCGAACUUUACUACGCAUUGCCAAAACAAGAAGGGCACUCCUCUCAGAGUUAUUUUAUUAAUAUCGCACAUAUCACAGCGCAGUAUCCCACUUAACAUCAUUUUGGAGAAUCCCCUCAAUCUCUUGGUAAGGUCACAGCAAUUGUGUCUUUUAAUGUGAAGGUGUGUAGACAUCGUUGUCAUGGAUGUCGUGUGUGUAGUAGUUAUGCUAGAUAGGUGAAGCUAUAGGAACCGACGUGUCAUGCUAAUUAUGAAGCAUCUCAUUUAUUUGUUCGAGUCUUUUAAAAAAAACUAACUGGUUUACGUUUAAGCCUCGGAGAUUUGCACAUUUUAAAGAGACUUCUACACUGCAACGCUCGUGUAGAACCCGCCUUGAAAACUUCGCAAGAUCUCACGAAAAUGAGCAGAUUUUCUAGCACUGCCGUACAUUUGACAUUUGAAGAAUACUGUCAAGUCGAAGCUCGUUCGAAGAAUGCUACGGUUGUAGUUUUACCUAUUACCUCCACUGCCACGUCAAAUAGCCAAUCCCAUUGCCACGUUCAUAAGUUGGACAACAUAUUUCAAGCUUUCCAUGUGCCGUGGCAAGAAUUGCAGGUGCAGGAGUUGAUAGUUUGGCGACGAAUGCGUCUUGUGCUGUGCCAAAGAGACAGCACUUCGUUAGCUCUCAUGCGUUUGGUGAAAAGAGACCGAAAGUGCUUAACGACGUUUAAAAGUGAAAAUGGCUGCCAAGCUUCCAUUCUUUCGGUGAGAAGUACGAGACUACGCUAUCUUGCUGAAUGAAUGCAAACGAGACGUGGGUCUUCUAGUCAUAGCAUAAGAUAUCGCGAGACAAACGCGACACACAUGGAGUCACUGUCUGUUGUAGUUUUGUCUUCAGGACGGGUUCAGCAACUGCCUACUUUAGAACUUGCAAGAACUUUAAGUGAAGCGCAUGUAGGACCAGCAGUGAUGUGAUGCAGGCUGUCGGCCCUUCGCCACAGCCGCUGAAAAUGUCGAGUUGCACGAUUACAGAGUGAUGUGGUGAAGAAUAAGACUACCGGGUUUCCAGACUGUUUGGCAUGCACUCCAACUAAAAAAAAAAAAAGAGACAGAACUAGUUAGAAAGUGCAGAAUCUGUAAUGCUGAUUGUGUGUGUCCUGCGAAUUUAUCUAUUAUAUGGCAACCUUUUGCAACAUUUCUCGCAUGCAGCCACCCAUACUGCUGUUCAUACUGUAAACGCUUUCUUUCUCACGAGCUGAUGUACACAGAGCAGACUUUAGUUUUUUAGUCUAAAAAUUCCUAGGUUUAAAUUUUAAAUACAGUGUUUUCUUAUUUAACACUUGAAGCUGCAGGGCGUGCCCUGGUGCUUAAGGCCGGGUAAGCAACUCCCUGACACCGAGGGACAAGGAAUGUGUUUGUUAAUAUUUUAGAUUGCCAAUUAGGCUAAGCAGCACAAACCUUGAUCAGUAAACACAGAUGGAUGACUACCAAGUAAUGUUGGAUGCAGAUAGGACAGAAUGUCAGGCCAGUUGGUUUGUUUUAUCAAUAACUUGCGGUGCAAAAUAAUGCUACAGAGUGAGAAAAAUGUGCCAACAGUGGAAACUUUUUUUUUGCAUGCAUGCAGUUUGAUUGCUGGCACUGCUUGUACAUUUACGUCUCACAAUGUUCCAUUGUCAUGCAUCAUAGGUCACAAUAAAUGCUGAUACAAUUAGUUUCUAUGGCUUGAAAUGUUAGGUUCAUAUAGUAUAUAGGUGUUAAGCACAACAAAAAUGCAUGCCUAGUCCAUAAUGGACUUCACGGUUCUAUUGUGUGCAUGUUUUACACGCCCAACCUAUCAAAACACUAAUUCUCACAGACUUGCUCAGCAUUUCUGUCAUUAUAAGCUUUAUUUCUGCCCAUGACUUGUCGAUGUGCCUGUGAGGCGAUCUUACCAGCACAAGCUGUCGCACAGUAAAGGAGCUCAUUUGUGUGAUCGUGCUUGUACCAGCUGCGAUUCCAGUGCUUUGUUAUCGUGAAACAAAUCGUAAUCAUUGUACGUAGAACAGUCGUAUGGUUAUGCUGACCUCAUGUUAAGUGCAGUGCUAUUUCUGAAAUUCAUGAACUCAUAAGUAAAAGUUUGUCUUCCCUCUGUCACGUCUUAGCAAUUCCAAGCUAGUGCUGUCAUGAUACCUCUCUAUAAAGUGAUACCACUAAAAAAGGAGUACUAAGGGUAAUUACAUAGUCUAGCACGAAUGGCAUAUUACGCAUCUGUAUAUGUUAUUGGUGUUUUUUUGUCUUGUGCCAAGAGACGACUUACCAACAGAUAACCUGAGACACUAUGACUUUUUUUUUACUUGCUCAAGAAAAUGAGAGAAACACUGUACAAAAGUCGGCACAAAUUUUAGAUGCUAUGUUGGUAACAGCUGCUUUCUAAUUUAGGCGGUGCCUAUCAGAGGGCACUACUUUCACAGAGGGCAGUACAUUAAUUCCAUAUUGGCGACCUAAAGUAACUCCUCUUAAAGGGAGUUAUUGCAUACACUCCCUAAAGGGAGGCCUAAAAUAACUCCUAUGAAGGGGAGUUAUGGUAUAGGUUCUCUAAAGGGAGCAUACACACUAACGGAAGGCACAGAUGCAGUACUGCAAGAUUAUAUGUUGUAUAGUUAGCCGUACAAUGUUAUAUUUUAUGUUCUGAUAAAAGGCGCUCUUAAUUUAUUUCACCAUUUGUUAUUUGUUCAGAGACGAACUGUUUAUUUAAAGGGUCUACACCGUUGGGGAGGGUGUUCAUUUGGUCCUGCAUUUUACUAGCAUUGCCACAGCUAUCUUCAAUGUAUGUCACUUUGUUUUCAAAAACUCUGUUCUCAGUAAUAACACAUUUAUACUUCUUUCAGGAGAGUAACUAAUCCAGCGUGAUCCAGUUUAUGCCUUUACUGUUCCCUCAACUACGUGAUCUCUUCCAAAAUAAUGAAAGCGUCAUUCAUAAAGUGCUGCAGCAUGAAAAGGUAUAAUGCCACACACAGUGAUGACUUAGAACAGUCGUGUUACCCGAAAACCGUCGAACGGCGUUACGGAAACAACACAGCUAUAUUUUUCACUAGGAAGAAUUUUAUGAAGGUGAAGAAGACUUAUUUUUAUGCAGCAUGUGCAUGUGUAUAUGUG
Rhipicephalus sanguineus (brown dog tick) is the source of this 4972-nucleotide messenger RNA. RefSeq names its product neuronal-specific septin-3. The record is from RefSeq and is a predicted model, not a curated record. Lineage: Eukaryota; Metazoa; Arthropoda; Arachnida; Ixodida; Ixodidae. Gene Ontology annotation, biological process: cytoskeleton-dependent cytokinesis. Bases 1 to 1485 code for a protein of 494 amino acids. Gene Ontology annotation, cellular component: microtubule cytoskeleton; cell division site; septin complex. Gene Ontology annotation, molecular function: GTP binding; GTPase activity; molecular adaptor activity. The transcript is spliced from 11 exons.